ACUACCGCGGCGCGCAUGCACAGCUGUCAGCACCAAGGACAGCAGCCGCUUCAGCCCCGGAGCGAGCAGCAGCCCGGCGACGCAUCGGUGAGGAUCAGUCCGAGCAGAGCGCACGGAGCAGCGGCUGGAGAGACAGCGAUACCCGGCCCGGAGAGCUGGAAGCCUGCAAGGGUUCUAGAGAGAUUGUUUCAUCCCGCAGAGAGGAAGCAUAAAAAAGAAAAAGGAAAGAAAAGGUGGACAAUGCGGGUCGGAUCUUGGUUUCCAGCCUGCUCCUAACAUGCACAUUCCUCCGCAUUGCACAUAACCACCUAUUUUCCGUCCCCUCCCUCCCUCCCCGCUCUCAACCGCCCACCUGGAACCUCGUCUGCAGUCGUGCUUUCCGCUGGCUGAGCCGUGCCGCUGUCCAGAAGCUGGUCGAGCCGAGCCGCCACCGGGGGGAAAAGGGAGCGGGCUGCGCGGUGCUGUUUGGUGGAGGUGCUGGUCCACACGAUGCGUCUCCUCCUGCUGGCGGUGCUCCUGUCGUGCUCCUGCGCUCGGGCCGGCUGCGAGCCCAAGAUCGUGAACAUCGGGGCCGUGCUGAGCCAGAAGAGGUACGAGCAGGUCUUCAAAGAUGCCGUGACCCAGGCCAACCAGGUCUACGGCCGGGACAAGUUCAAGCUGACCGCCAUCUCCGUAACGCACAAACUCAACGCCAUCCAGAUGGCUCUGUCCGUGUGCGAGGACCUCAUCUCCAGUCAGGUCUACGCCAUCCUGGUGAGUCACCCUCCACAGUCCAAUGACCACCUCACCCCGACGCCGGUCUCCUACACUGCAGGCUUCUACCGCAUCCCGGUGGUGGGGCUCACCACCCGCAUGUCCAUCUACUCCGACAAGAGUAUCCACCUGUCCUUUUUGCGGACAGUCCCUCCAUACUCCCACCAGGCUCACGUCUGGUUCGACCUGAUGCGCGAGUUCAACUGGAAUCACAUCAUCCUGAUCGUGAGCGACGACCACGAGGGCCGGGCUGCUCAAAAAAGGCUCGAGACCCUCCUGGAGGAGCGAGAAACAAAGAAUAAAAAAAGGAACUAUGAAAACCUCGACCAACUGUCCUAUGACAACAAGCGAGGACCUAAGGCAGAGAAAGUCCUCCAGUUCAGCCAGGAGACUAACUUAACUGCCCUGCUGCUGGAGGCGAAAGAGCUGGAGGCCAGAGUCAUCAUUCUGUCCGCCAGUGAGGAAGACGCUGCUGCAGUGUACAAGGCUGCCCGCUUCCUCAACAUGACUGGCUCGGGCUACGUGUGGCUGGUGGGCGAACGUGAGAUGUCGGGUAAAGCCCUGAGUGAGGCGCCAGACGGUCUGAUCGGCCUCCAGCUCAUCAACGGGAAGAAUGAGUCGGCACAUAUCAAUGAUGCAGUGGCUGUGGUGGCUCAGUCCAUCCAGGAGCUCUUUGAGAAGGAGAAUAUCACCGAACCCCCGAGAGGAUGCGUGGGCAACACCAACAUCUGGAAAACAGGCCCGCUGUUCAAACGGGUGCUGAUGUCGUCUAAAUACCCAGAAGGCCUCACGGGACGGGUGGAGUUCAACGACGACGGAGACAGAAAAUACGCCCACUACAGUAUCCUUAACUACCAGAAGACUCGGCUCAUUCAAGUCGGCAUUUACAACGGAACACAGGUGGUAAUGAACAAUCAGCGGAAGAUCAUCUGGCCCGGAGGCGAGACCGAGAAACCACAGGGCUUCCAGAUGUCUACUCGAUUAAAGAUAGUGACGAUACACCAGGAGCCAUUUGUGUAUGUGAAGCCCACUAUGCCGGACGGAACGUGCAAGGAGGAAAUGACAUUAAAUGGAGUCUUAAUUAAAAAGGUUAUCUGCACUGGGCCCAAUGAGACCAUCCCAGGUAACCUAUCAGGACGCCCAAUUGUGCCCCAAUGUUGUUAUGGGUUCUGUAUUGAUCUGCUGAUCAAGCUGGCUAUGACCAUGAACUUUACCUAUGAGGUGCACCUGGUGGCUGAUGGAAAGUUUGGGACUCAGGAGCGGGUGAACAACAGCAACAAGAAAGAGUGGAAUGGCAUGAUGGGAGAGCUCCUGGGAGGCCUGGCUGACAUGAUCGUAGCCCCGCUGACUAUAAACAAUGAACGGGCCCAGUACAUCGAGUUCUCCAAACCGUUUAAAUAUCAAGGCCUCACUAUCUUAGUUAAAAAGGAAAUCCCUCGCAGUACACUGGACUCAUUUAUGCAGCCGUUCCAAAGCACACUGUGGCUGUUGGUGGGUCUUUCGGUGCAUGUGGUGGCGGUGAUGCUUUACCUACUAGACCGGUUCAGCCCGUUUGGAAGAUUUAAAGUAAAUAGUGAAGAAGAAGAAGAAGACGCCCUCACCUUAUCAUCUGCUAUGUGGUUCUCCUGGGGAGUGUUGCUGAACUCUGGUAUUGGAGAAGGUGCGCCACGCAGCUUCUCAGCGAGAAUCCUUGGUAUGGUGUGGGCUGGAUUUGCCAUGAUCAUUGUGGCUUCCUAUACUGCUAACCUGGCUGCCUUCCUGGUGCUGGACCGGCCUGAGGAGCGCAUCACCGGCAUUAAUGACCCAAGGCUGCGAAACCCAUCGGAGAAGUUUAUCUACGCCACGGUGAAGCAGAGCUCCGUGGACAUCUACUUCCGGCGGCAGGUGGAGCUUAGCACCAUGUACCGCCACAUGGAGAAGCACAACUAUGAGAGUGCCGCCGAGGCCAUCCAGGCCGUGCGUGACAACAAGCUGCAUGCUUUCAUCUGGGACUCUGCGGUGCUGGAGUUUGAAGCCUCGCAGAAGUGCGACCUGGUGACCACGGGAGAGCUGUUUUUCCGUUCGGGCUUUGGCAUAGGCAUGCGCAAGGACAGCCCCUGGAAACAGAAUGUGUCCCUGGCCAUUCUCAGUUCUCAUGAGAACGGCUUCAUGGAAGACCUAGAUAAAACCUGGGUGAGAUACCAGGAGUGUGACUCACGGAGCAAUGCCCCAGCCACACUCACCUUUGAAAACAUGGCAGGUGUCUUCAUGCUGGUGGCUGGAGGCAUUGCAGCAGGGAUCUUCCUCAUCUUCAUUGAAAUCGCCUAUAAGCGCCAUAAAGACGCCCGCAGGAAGCAGAUGCAGCUGGCCUUUGCGGCCGUCAAUGUCUGGAGGAAGAACUUGCAGGAGAGUAAGGAAGCUUCUGGAAGUCAAGCGGUGGCUGGAACUCCCUCAUUACCCUCUUCCUCUCUAGAGACUCAGGAUGAUAGGAAAAGUGGUAGAGCAGAGCCCGACCCCAAAAAGAAAGCCUCUUUUAGGUCCAUCAGUACCACCCUGGCCUCCAGCAUCAAGAGACGUAGGUCCUCCAAAGACACGCAGUACCCACCCACUGACAUCACGGGCCAACUUAACUUGUCCGACCCGUCUGUCAGCACCGUGGUGUAAAAACAAUGGAGGGCGACGCCGACGUUCGCUCCCCAAGGAGAGAGGAAACGAGACGAGGGAGGAGGAGGACGAAGGAUUCCUCGUUCCCUUCGCCGCCAGAAGCCGAAGCUUUUCAUUCGACCGCCUGCCGACGGAGCUUUUGAGGAAGAAGUGGCUGAAAAAGAAAACAAAAACACUGAACUUGCACCUUUUUAUAAAGACAGGAUUACCUGCUCUUAGAUGUUCGUAGGGUCCCUGAGCAUGCACAGAAGAACCCGUCCGACUCGCAUAUACGACCUUUUCCUUCUGUAUAUUCUUAGCUAAGACUUAUUUAACCUUGUUUUCAUCCUUUUACUCACAGAAGUUUACUUCAUGUUUGAUGUUUUCCAGCUUUUAGAUUUAGUUUACGGUUUUUCGGUGCAUAUCACUUCCGAUUAGGGCCUAGAAGCCACAGCUGUAACUAGUAUUUCUUUACUGCAUAUACUGCAAUACAAGAUGUACUGUAAGUUUCAAUGGAGAUGGAGUAUUUUUAAUAGGUGUGUUUUUAUCUACACUUUAAGGGUUUUUAGAGAUUUAAUUCAAUGGGGAAGCACUAAUAAGAGCUCAUCCGUCAGUGAAGACAAUGAAAGCAUGUGUCAAUAAGAGCUUUACGUAUCUAAACGAUGGUAAUUAUUGGUAUUUUUAAAGGAUGCAUCCGAUUCUGUUCAACUUGUAUCUUCCCCCAACUUUUAAUUUUGCACUAAUCAGAGAAAUGCACGUGUUUCUAUUCCUAGUGACUUGGCUUUAUUACUAUUUAUAGAGAGAUAAGCAAGUGAUAGACAUUACGCAUCUAUUUGCAGUUUAAUUGCUGUUUUUCUUUUUAACGUUGAGCCAUGUUUUAUUGGGACGCCCUCUUUCCUCCUCUCUCCUGCCGCAGCAGUCUUUCUCAUUUCCAGUCUCAGCUAAAAAGGGGUUGCAUCAAAGGGCCAGGUUUUUCACCCAACCAGCACUCGGUGUUUUUUGUGCAAAACCUCCUCCGCUGUGGCCGGAGAGCUUUUGCACGAAGGAACUGGGAGUGGAUUUAAAAUCUUAGCUUGGCUUGCGGGCUUCAGUGCAAGUCUUGGUUAGAUGCAAAAACAGGCCGUUUCCCGUUUUCUGGAGGUGAGAAACCAACUGCUGUCAAGGUCGACCAUCAUGUCCUUCCUGGUGUUUCUGGCACUGCGUAGCACUUUAUGCUGAGAGGGCCUCCCAAACUACUAAUUCACCAAGAAAUCACAACACAAAUCCCUUUUUGUUGUUUUUAUUUAUUAGAGAAACAAUCAAUGAUGCCACUGUUUGUUUUCGGACCAAUAAGCUGCUUCUGAUCACGUCUUCAUUCAGGCCUGUGCAUGCUUCUGUUUUAAUCAGUUCGUUCCUGGAUGCGUGUCGUCGUACAGCUACUAACGUUGAAAGAAAUGUAAAUAGUCUGGUUCUGUGUUCGGUGAGGAUGACGAGGCUGCAGCUGAGAAUGUCUUCUACUAUGAUUACAAACACACACUACAGUUGUGACACACAGGCAUGCAUCGCACAACACACACACACACACACACACUAAACCCCUCAAGGGAGGAUUCACGUGUUUUUCUUACCUUUUCCAGUGAAGAUCUUGCAUCCAACCAUCUUGUUUAUACAACUGUAAAUAAAAUAUACUGACAUUGCCAAGUCGAA
This is a messenger RNA of Acanthochromis polyacanthus (spiny chromis), 5061 nucleotides long. It is a transcript of the gene grin1a, whose product is annotated as glutamate receptor, ionotropic, N-methyl D-aspartate 1a. Gene Ontology annotation, molecular function: NMDA glutamate receptor activity. Gene Ontology annotation, biological process: ionotropic glutamate receptor signaling pathway; monoatomic ion transport; chemical synaptic transmission. Bases 490 to 3396 code for a protein of 968 amino acids. The transcript is spliced from 23 exons. The record is from RefSeq and is a predicted model, not a curated record. Gene Ontology annotation, cellular component: plasma membrane; synapse; NMDA selective glutamate receptor complex. NCBI's taxonomy places the organism in Eukaryota, Metazoa, Chordata, Actinopteri, Pomacentridae.